Trichoderma gamsii is the source of this 612-nucleotide messenger RNA. RefSeq lists its product as hypothetical. Gene Ontology annotation, cellular component: nucleus; CCAAT-binding factor complex. Gene Ontology annotation, biological process: regulation of transcription by RNA polymerase II. NCBI's taxonomy places the organism in Eukaryota, Fungi, Ascomycota, Sordariomycetes, Hypocreales, Hypocreaceae. Gene Ontology annotation, molecular function: protein heterodimerization activity; RNA polymerase II cis-regulatory region sequence-specific DNA binding; DNA-binding transcription activator activity, RNA polymerase II-specific. The coding region runs from base 1 to 612 and encodes 203 amino acids. The record is from RefSeq and is a predicted model, not a curated record. The transcript has 4 exons.
AUGUCCGACUCCCCUCAAUCUCCUCCAAAGGAUGUCGACCAAGGUGCACAGUCACCCGACGAAGAGCAAAUGAAUGAUAACCAAGAUCCCCACGCCGGAGCUGGCUAUGAGUUUGAAGGUGUCAAGGAGCAAGACCGGUGGUUACCUAUAGCCAAUGUUGCUCGAAUCAUGAAGAAUGCCCUUCCUGAUAAUGCCAAAAUUGCAAAGGAGGCAAAAGAGUGUAUGCAGGAGUGUGUUAGCGAGUUCAUCUCCUUCAUUACUAGUGAGGCUUCCGAGAAGUGCCAGCAGGAAAAGCGCAAAACCGUCAAUGGAGAGGAUAUUUUGUUCGCCAUGACUUCCUUGGGCUUCGAGAACUAUGCUGAAGCUCUUAAAGUGUAUUUGUCCAAGUACCGCGAACAACAAAACCAAUCGAACCGAGAGCGCGUUAUGGAGAACAAUAACAAUAACUGGGGGGGCGCCAUGAUUCCUGGCGAAAAAGCUGAACCUGGCCCAUCCGGUGCCGAGUAUGCUGCUCCUGAAGCAGCAAAUCCCGCCGAGAGCGCUGCCGAACCGAACUACAUGUAUGCUUCCCAUGCCGGCCAUAAUGGAACAGGUGCUGGUGAAGGCUACUAA